Drosophila novamexicana is the source of this 3171-nucleotide messenger RNA. RefSeq lists its product as uncharacterized. The record is from RefSeq and is a predicted model, not a curated record. The transcript is spliced from 7 exons. Bases 109 to 3153 code for a protein of 1014 amino acids. NCBI's taxonomy places the organism in Eukaryota, Metazoa, Arthropoda, Insecta, Diptera, Drosophilidae.
AAAGGUUGAGUAAACUAUUUGGAAGGCGCGAAAAUAUUAAGAAAAAAAAGAACGGCGACAAAAAAGAGUACCUAAAAACGAUAAAGAAAAAAAUAUUGCAAUAUAAAAAUGGUUUCCAGCCAGUCAGCAACUGCAAAUCGCGUCUUUUGGUUAGCAAUACUAUUCAUCAGCUUAUUGCUGCCAUUGGACACCCAGGAGGCCAGCCGUGACCUGUGCAAGGGCUCAGACGAUGCGGCCGCCUGUGCUCAGGCGACCGAAGCUCUAGGCACGGGUCGCAAGGCAGCGCCCAAACGAGCCAAGUUUAAGUUCCAUAAAAUUCAGCGCAUGGACGACGACGACGACAACGGCGACACUGGCGAUGAUAACGAAUCGGGCGCUGAAGACAUGGCUGAUGACAAUGAUAAUGACGACGAUGAGAACGAUAACGAUACUGAUAAUGAUAAUGAUGAGUCCAAGGCUGGCAAUAGAAGGCGGCAAGCUGAGGAUAGAUCUUCGAUUGAAAAUUAUAAUGAUAACGAAACCGAUGACGAAGACAAGACCGAACCGUCGCUACUGAAUCGCAUUUGGAACAGAUUUGUUUGGGGCGAAGCUGCUGCCAAUGAGACAGAGACAGCAGAGACACAGUAUCCCAAUGUGCUCAACUGGCUGCACUGGCUGACGGAGCCCACGGAGGAAGCCGCUCCAGUGGGCAAAAAAGAAAAGUCGCGCAAAUCGGUGAAAAGCGACAUUGAUUGGCUGACAUAUUUAAAGCGCUGGCCCUUCAACAGCAUCUUCCCAGAGCCGCCAGCGCAGCCCAGCGCCAAGCGGCGGCGCGAGCGGCACAGGAACAGCCCGGAUGAUGGUGAGAGCAGCGGCCCGUCGCGACCGCAGCCGCCCAAGAGCGAGGAAUAUGUCGAGCUGCUGAUACACUCGCUGCCCGCGUUCAUUGGCAGCGUGUCCCAAGCGAAGAGCGGCGAUUGCCACCAGCAGCUGGAGCUGCUGCAUCGCCAGCUGCGUGCUCACAAGAUGUGGACGUUGCAGAUGCUCGAUGCCACGGCCAAAAUCGGUGCCGGUCUGUUGCGCGGCAACAUAAACCAGUUUGGGGACUAUGACCAAUGCACCAAGGUGUCCACGACGGUGCAGACGACCGCGUCCAAGAGUCCGAUGCGCGUGCAUGGCAAAUACUGUUUGGCCCAAAUCGAGAUGCGAUCGACGCUCAGCAGUCUCAAGGAGCCGCUGCAUCUGCUGCAUGGACGCGACCUGUGGCACGCCCACCUGAAACAUCCCAAGCACUUUGCACCACGCUACAACAUCGCCAACUGGGGCAUUUGCCUGCCGCACGCCUGCUCCGCCCAUGUGGUGCAUAGCAUUAUUGAGACCAGUCUGCGUCCCUACAAUGACACGGGCAUCGAGUUCCACAUCGAGGUGAGAGACGAGCACUGCACCACAAGGCAGCGGAAGAGUUUCACGAAGCUUUUGGCCAAGGACAGCUAUUUGGCAACGGGCAUAUUAGGCAUUGCCACGCUGGGCCUGAUGUGUCUGUUGGCGCUCGGCUGGGAGCACUGGGACUGGAUCAGCCACAAGCUGAUGCGCCUGCACGGCGGCAACGAGGCGGACGCACAGCUGGCGGCAGCUGAGGCGAACAGAGUCGAGAAUGUGUGUGAGCCGCAGCCCGCUGAGGAGCCGGAGCUGGACGAGACGGCAGCCAAAAAGGAGGAGGAGAUCACGCCGGCGCUACAUGUACGGCUGUUGGGCGCCUUCUCGCCACAGCGCACUCUGGAGUCGCUAGUCUCGCUGACACAUCCAGAUGUUGAGUUCCCACUGAUACAUCUGCUGAAGAUAUUGGGCACGCUCAUGAUCUAUGUCAAUCUCAAGUACAUCAUGGCCGGCCAUUUGCCCUUGACGAAUCGCGACGCAUUUGUUGGCACUGUGAAUCGCAACUGGAGCCUGGCGUGCCGCAUUCCACUGCUAUACAGCGACAUGUUGCUCCUGAUAGGUGGCUUCUUGGUGGCCCACCAGCUGUCCAAUGACAUGGAGCAAACGUGCCGUUUGAGCUUCCUGCGGAAUGUCGGCUCGAAGGCGUGUCGCCAUAUGCCCAGCAUACUGGCGGUGAUCGGCUUCCAAACCUGGAUACUGCCACAUCUGGGCAGCGGUCCGCUCUGGCAUCUGCUUGUCGGCGAGAAUGCCCGUCUCUGCGAGGAGAAUAUGUGGCGUAAUGCGCUCAGUGUCCAAAACACUGGCGACCUUGAGGAAAUGUGCUCGCCCAUCACGGUCCAACUCUCACUGGAUUUGCAAUUGUACUUUCUGGGUGCACUCGUCGUCUGGCUGUACUUCACCGAUCCAGAGGCUGGUUUUUUUCUCUGUGGCGCUUUUCAUGCCAUCUCCGUUGCGGCGCGAUUUUCACGCACUCAGCGAGAUUUCCUGGCACCGUCGCUCUUCCACGGCAUCGGUGUCAGCAAGUUCUACCGCACCGCUAAUCUUAUUUACAACUCGCCAAUCACGCGUGCAACCACUUACCUUUUGGGCAUUGGCGCCGGCCUCCUAUUCCGCAGCGAGUCCGGAUCUUUUGGCGUCGUGCCACGUUUUCGGCGUGCGGGUUGGGCUCUGGCAAUGCUGGGCAUUGCCUGGUGCUUUUGGUCAGCCGCGGCGGGAAUGCGCACCAAAUUCGUAUACAAUGCGACGGAGGCAGCUGCAUACCUGGCCUGGAGUCCGCUUAUACUUGGCCUCGGCCUAUGCUGGGCCAUUCUGAUGGCGCCACUGGACAAAGGUCUGGUGCAGCGUUAUCCAAACAUUGCCCGUCCUGUGCUGCUCCUGUCGAGAAUGCAAAUUCCGCUACAGCUAGCCAGCUAUGUGGUCGUCCUGUGGAGCACGGCAAGCGUAAAGGAGCCCCAUCAAUUUCAAAUCUCCGAUUUGAUAAGCCUACAGGAGUUGGCGUGCAUUGUGUGCUUCGCCCUUGUUGUGGCCUUCCUAAUUGACUUUCCCGCCCAGCAAAUAGGUUAUAUAUUAUUGGACAUCAUAUUUAGCGAUGUUCUGCUAUCGAGCAGCAAAGUAAGCACAACUGUGGAGCCGUCGGAGGCGACGCCAUCGGAGAAAUCACCGGAUUCGCCAGAGCCCAUCGAAUCGAUUUGGUCCUCUGAAUCAGAGCCUGAGGAGGAAAAGUCGAACGACAUUUAAUGCUUCAAUUAUACUUAU